AUGGUGGGCGCGGAGACGCGUCCCGGCUCUGGCGGCGCAGCCCGGCGGCGGAAGGCGGCACGGCCGAGGACACCUCCGCGCUGCCCUGCGCGCUGGAGCCGACUGCGCCGCGCCGCGCCGGGCGACCGCUCGGGCCGCGGGAGCCUGACGUCUCCGCCCACCGCAGCCAAUCCCCGCGCCGCUCGGCCCGCGCCGCCGCCGCCGCCGCCGCCGCCGCCGCGACCGCCUCCCCCUCGCGGCCCGGCGCAGCCCGGUCAGCGAGGACGCCCCGCCCCCGGCCCCGCCCCGCCCCGCUCGGCGCUGCCUGGGCCCCGGCCGCGCGAAGCAAAAGCCACACCUAGCAGCUUAAAAAUUCUCGAGGGCUCACGGAGGAGCACGUUUAUGAUAAGAAGCGAAAGUGGAUGCUGCCCUUGAUCGAGCUGAGGGCGCAGUCAACGUUUUCCUACACGAGAUGGAGCUGAAGUGCCCUGCGGCUGUGCGACAGCAGGAAAAGACGUCAAUAGGAGUUUGGGCAGAAGGUGCAUUUUUUUAGAAAAAAGAAAUGGAGCACUGCCUCUGUUUUAUUAGCCAAUAAAAAAUAUGAAUAAAGAAA
This is a messenger RNA of Equus caballus (horse), 592 nucleotides long. The record is from RefSeq and is a predicted model, not a curated record. NCBI's taxonomy places the organism in Eukaryota, Metazoa, Chordata, Mammalia, Perissodactyla, Equidae.